AUGCCUGUACUUCCAGUUGCGCGCCAGAAACAACCAUGGAUGACGAACCAGCCGUCUGUUACGUCAAGAGUGAAGCCCCGCACAUAUAUUGCUGCAUCGCCUCAAAGCCCGCGCAUCCCAUCACUUGUCGCGUCCCCGGAGGCCGAGGUUAGCCCAGCCAGUCCCACGAGACAGGGACCAUCCAACGAUGUUGUUGGAGGAGCAUUCGUAGGAGCAGUCCUCGGGUUUAUGCUGCUGCUUCUUUUGAUAAGAUACUAUCGUGUACGUGGUCGCGAUGACGGCUCAGAGCACUUUGGCCCAACCUCUCCACCGAAAAACCCCCAGCCUACUGCUGGAUCGCGACGAUACGAUUUCAAGCCGCCAACCUAUCCAGAGCCUGUAGCAAGGCCGGUUGGACGUUCACGAAGGACCUCGAUAUACCAUCCACAGGUCAUGGGAACGCAGUUUAACGGCGAAUCGGUGCUGGGCGUCCGACGAAACCCAAGACGUCGUCGUCCUUCAGACCAUGGCCCAGCCGAGCCGGUCUCGAUAUCGAGUCUGAAAGGCUGUAAAAGUAACAGUGAAGCACUUCCCCACAAGGGCAACCCGAUGAAGAAAGAAAAACCAACCUACUUCCUCACUCCCCCUCGCCCCUGUACCCCAGGUGGCCCAAUCCGUCUCGGCGCCAUCAUCCCCUCGCCCACUGAGCCCGAUGAACCUCUGUACCUGCCGCCGCUCCCCGCGGAAACAAACACCAGUCAAUACAUUGAACACAACUGGAGCGGUUCCGACAUCAAGUCCUCCUCCACCCACUUCGGUAUAUGGACCUCUUUCCUGCAAGUUGUCCUCGGCCUCAGCGCCGACGUCUCGAUCGCCUCCAGCAAGGCACUCCACCGUACCUGGGCCGUCGACCGAAUGACAACCCAAACCUUUGUGCCGAGCCGCGCGUUCCUGGAGCAAGCAGUGCAAAACGAAGACGUAAAAGCAUACAUUACCGACAACUUCUUGAGAGAACAAAUCUACGUCAUCACGGGCGUUAUGAUUGCUUCGUCGUCGACCAUUUCGAGAACCCGCCUACGUGAACGCGGUAUCUACGUCAAGACCGGCGUCGAUGCAACUGCACUCGGCUUCCCUGUUUCAGGCGGUCCGGAGGUGGGACGCACGUGGGCGGCAUCAACGACAGAAUCGACGCAUCGGCCCGAGGACUUUGUGUUUGCGUAUAGGAUUCGAGAAAUCAAGGUCAGGCGGAAGGAUGGAAGCGUGAAAUCGCAUAGAUUGUAUGACAAGGGCGCGUUGUUUGAUACGCAUGUGGAGAGGAUGGAGGAGGAUAUGGGAGAGGUGGAGUUGGAGGGGUUGGGAGAUGAGAUGGAUGAGGGGGAGGUUGAGGGAGAAGUUAGGCAUGUGAGACAGGAGUUGGAUGGGAGGGAGGAGGAUGUUGUGUGUGUUCUACCUGAGCUGAUUGAUUGAUGGGGUUGUGAGGUGGUGUGUGCGGAGGAAUAAGGGGUGUGGUGGCAGCACUGAGACUGAUUGUAGCCUUUCUCGCUUUUGCUAAGGCCAUGUUGUGUAUUUGUAUAAUACGUAGUAAUUUGGCAGAUUCGUAGUAGGUGAGUUGACCAAGUAGUUUGAAC
This is a messenger RNA of Exserohilum turcica Et28A, 1607 nucleotides long. RefSeq lists its product as uncharacterized. Bases 1 to 1446 code for a protein of 481 amino acids. Lineage: Eukaryota; Fungi; Ascomycota; Dothideomycetes; Pleosporales; Pleosporaceae. The record is from RefSeq and is a predicted model, not a curated record. The transcript has 2 exons.